Molecule: messenger RNA, 1198 nt
Organism: Cucumis melo (muskmelon)
Lineage: Eukaryota; Viridiplantae; Streptophyta; Magnoliopsida; Cucurbitales; Cucurbitaceae
Product: NEP1-interacting protein-like 2
Exons: 5
Coding region: 167-754 (195 amino acids)
Source: RefSeq, a predicted model, not a curated record
AAAUGUAAGCAUAUGCAUUGUAUAUAAUAUCCACAAACUUGGCCCUACCACCUUCUUCUUUCUUCGAUAAUACCCUUUAAAUAUCCAACUCAAUAAACUUCAAUGCAAUUCUUCAAACUCUUUGACAUCGAUCUCUGCGUGAUUUCUUGUUAAUUCUGAGUUUACCAUGUUGGUUGUUGAGUUUAAGGAGCAGCUUUUUUUUGAUAAAGCUCUUCGGUUCCUCGCCGAAGCUUUGAAGACUAUCGCCUUGGCUUUGCUCCUAUCUCUUCUCGCUCUGGUUGGUGCGUGUGUGGGGACUGUGAUCGGAGCUUUCAAAGGCCAUGGCGCGGCGAUAGGCGCUAUUGCCGGUGCGGCCGUAGCCCUUCAGAUAGUGAGCUGCACUGCAUCUGGGCAAAGAUAUUAUUGUUUAUCAAGGGAAGCAAUAAUGGAGAGCCUGAUGGAUGGGAAGGGGUUGAUGAACUGGGCAAGCAACUUCUCCGAGUAUAUGCAUCGAGAGAUAUCAGAGUUUGUCGAUGUGGCUGGAGAAAGUUGUGCUGAAGGGUUGUCAAUGGAGAGUGUUCAAAUGUUGCCUGUUUGUGAAUAUGAUCACAGCACCAUCAACUCCAUUUCUUGUUCCAUUUGCUUAGAGGAAUUUGAAGAUGGAGAAAUUGGUAGGAUACUUCCAAAUUGUGAUCAUUUCUUUCAUGUGGGUUGCAUAGACCAAUGGCUACACUUGCAUGGAUCUUGCCCAAUUUGUAGGAAAUUUUGUAUUUAAACCAUACCUCAUUAUUUUGUAAAAUGAAUUUUGUUUUUUUUUUCUCUCCUUAUUAUAUAUAUAUAUAUGGGUAAUUAUAAUGGAUAGCAAUUUUUAGAAUAAUUAUUAAGUAUGUAGCAAUAUUUUAAAAAAUUUGCAAAUAUAGCAAAAUCUAUCAAUGAUAGGCUUCUAUCGUUGAUAGAUUCUUAUGGUUUAUCAGUGAUAGACCAACAUUUGCUACAUGUUCUAUCAGUGAUAGACUCCUAUCAUUGAUAGAUUUUGACAGUUUUUGCUAUAUUUGCAAUUUUUUUAAAAUGUUGUUAUGUACUUAAUUAUUUAGAAUAUAAUUGCUACAUUUGCAACUAUCCCUAUAUAUAUAUAUAUAUAUAUAUACACAUAUUUAUUUCAAUAAAAACAAAGAGAAGAUAUAUAAACAUAAUGCCAUUCAUCAUCAUAUUCUUCAAA